Octodon degus (degu) is the source of this 1064-nucleotide messenger RNA. RefSeq names its product proteasome subunit alpha 8 (gene Psma8). Bases 233 to 769 code for a protein of 178 amino acids. Gene Ontology annotation, cellular component: proteasome core complex, alpha-subunit complex; proteasome core complex; nucleus. The record is from RefSeq and is a predicted model, not a curated record. NCBI's taxonomy places the organism in Eukaryota, Metazoa, Chordata, Mammalia, Rodentia, Octodontidae. Gene Ontology annotation, biological process: ubiquitin-dependent protein catabolic process. The transcript has 7 exons.
GCUCAUUUUGAUUGUCUUCAUAUGUCUGCCUAAGUAUUUACAUCUGUUAACUAGAGGUUUGUCAAGUACAAAAGGUGUUUCAUGAGAUAAAGGGCUGGUUCACUGGAACCUCAAAGAGGUUGGAAUUCGAGGUACCAAUAUAGUUGUGCUUGGGGUAGAAAAAAAGUCUGUCGCUAAGCUUCAAGAUGAAAGAACUGUGAGGAAGAUUUGUGCUCUUGAUGACCACGUUUGCAUGGCUUUUGCAGGCCUGACUGCUGAUGCUAGAGUAGUGAUAAACAGAGCCCGGGUGGAGUGCCAGAGCCAUAAGCUCACAGUGGAGGACUCGGUCACCGUAGAAUAUAUAACUCGCUUCAUAGCAACCUUAAAGCAGAAAUAUACCCAGAGCAAUGGACGAAGACCUUUUGGCAUUUCUGCCUUAAUUGUAGGUUUUGAUGAUGGUGGUAUCCCAAGAUUAUAUCAGACAGAUCCCUCGGGUACUUAUCAUGCUUGGAAAGCAAAUGCAAUAGGCCGUAGUGCUAAAACUGUUCGAGAAUUUCUAGAAAAGAAUUACACAGAAGAUGCCAUUUCAAAUGACGAUGACACAAUCAAAUUAGCAAUAAGAGCAUUGCUCGAAGUUGUCCAGUCUGGUGGGAAGAACAUUGAACUGGCUAUAAUAAGAAGAAAUCAACCCUUGAAGAUGUUUAGUGCCAAAGAAAUUGAACUACAAGUAUCUGAAAUAGAAAAGGAGAAGGAAGAAGCAGAGAAGAAAAAAUCAAAGAAGACUGGCUAAUUCUUGGAAUAUUUGGAGCUUUUAAUGCUCUGUUAUACUUCUUGGAAUUACUUUCUGGAAUUUGAGAGGAAAUUCAUUUUCAGUGUUAUGUUUAGUACAUGUAGGUGCUGCUUUGAAAAUGUCAGCUAUGUGGCCAUCUGUAGUCUACUAUGCAGUACCAAAUAUAGGUUAAUGUGAAGGUUUUUCUUGAAAAAGAGAUUCUAGUCAUUGUUGAAAACAGUCUUAGUUCCACGUAAGCCUGAAACUACAUCACUUGUCCAGUGUGUUGCUUUUCUUCAUAUAAACAAAUUUAAUU